This is a messenger RNA of Phoenix dactylifera (date palm), 450 nucleotides long. Lineage: Eukaryota; Viridiplantae; Streptophyta; Magnoliopsida; Arecales; Arecaceae. The record is from RefSeq and is a predicted model, not a curated record.
AUGGAAGACUUUCCGAGCUUCAUUGAGAAGGAAGCCCUAAUUUCUUUUUUCUUGGAGAAUGCCACGAGCUUCUCCUCCGACGCUGCUGUCAAGUAUCUGCAGGCGACUAACUGGAGGUUGGAGGAUGCUUUAGAACUAUUUUUCUUGUUUCGUCCAUCAUCUUAUCUCAUAUAUCAUGGUUCCUUCCACGACCCCAAGGUGGAAGCCCAUUGUGGGAAUAGGUGGCUGCGUGUAAACCUGCAAAACAUGGAGGAAUUCAGUUCCCACGUGCUCAACCGGGAUACAUGGUCGAACGGAACGAUAGUGAACAUGAUUCAGGCGAAUUUCGUCUUCCGGCAAGGGAACCAUGACACUGAUGAGGGGAAGAAGGUCUGCACCUACUACAAUUUGAUCUCGUCGCCUGCAAUUCCUGUGAUCAAUCCCAUCACCGGCCGGAAGAUGAGGUCAUGA